CAAGCACCCCUUACAGCUCUACUUAGCUUUCUUUAUAACCAGGAAAGAAAAUCACACUGAUAAGAGAUAGUUUAUCUUUCUACUUCAGUAUGAGGUAUGUCCUGGAACUACUGUAUUGCUCUUCACCAAUUACAAGCAGAGCCCCCAUGUGGGAAUUCCCUUGCUUGCAUUGCCAAGGCUGAUCAGUGAAGUGGGAAGGAAACACCAGCGUGGGAGGAAGCUGGGUGAAGAGCAAGAGAGAGAUGAAAUGUGACAUAGGUUCACCAGCAUGCAGGCACUGGAGCUGGAUCUGGCAUCUUUGGGAAUCUUUUCUGCACAGAGGCAAAAUAAUGAAUACACACACCUGGCAAGUGUGGGCCAUGUACAUGGUCUUAGCUGUAAAUCUCUCCAGAGAGCAAGAGAUGAAGCAGACUUGUCCUUCCUGUGAUACUACUGAGAUUUGCAACUGCUCUUCCAUGGGCUUGGAAUUCAUUCCACCUGGGCUCACAGCCAAAACCACAGUGUUAAACCUGGCCCACAACAGGAUAAAGCACAUCCACUCCCAGGACCUGCGGCAGGCUGUGAACCUGAGAGCCCUGCUGCUGCAGGCCAACAAAAUCAGCUCAAUAGAUGAGGAUUCGUUCCGCUCCCUUGGGAAACUGGAGCUCUUGGACUUGUCAAAUAACAGCUUGGCUCACUUGUCCCCUGCGUGGUUUGAGCGCCUCUUUUCACUCCAGCACCUCCACCUGCAAGGCAGCUCCUACAGAGACCUGGGGCAAAGCUCCCUGUUUUCUAAGCUGAGGAACCUGAGCUCUCUCCACCUGGGCAACCCAUGGUUCUCCACAAUAAGGCAAGGGAACUUUGAGGGCGUUGUGCUUCUUGACAAGCUGUGGAUUGACGGGGGCAACCUCAGUCAUUACGAGCCAGGAAGUUUGGAGCUGAUUAGGAAGAUAAAUCACAUGAUCAUAAACGUAAGAAACAUUAGCAUAGUCUCAGCAAUUGUCAGGGACCUUCUGCACUCUGUCACUUGGUUAGAAGUGAGAGAAAUUGACCUCAAUGAACCUGCUGAAACACAACUAUUGAGAGUCAUGUCUAACUCCUUUGCAAGCAAAAUUUCUUUCAAAGAGACCUUAAUAACAGAUGCCACUGUUCCUGAGUCUGUCAGCAUUAUAGCAGACAUGCCAAAGUUAGAGGAGGUUGAGUUUAUAGACUGUAGACUCAUGGGAACCGGACGAUGGAAAAUGCAAAUUCAUGUAAAUCAGUCACAGACUAUUAAAAUUAUAACAAUAGAUAAAUUGUCUAUAGAGCAAUUCUAUUUGUUUACAGACCUUCAGGAUGUGGAAGGUCUACUAAGUCUUCUUACCAAAGUCACAGUUGAAAACACCAAGGUCUUUUUGGUACCAUGCAGGGUUUCACAGCACCUUAGAUCAUUAGAGUAUCUUGACCUUAGUUCGAAUUUGCUUGGAGACCAGAGUUUGGAGCACUCAGCGUGUCGGGGUGGUUGGCCCUCACUGCAAAUUCUAAAUUUAAGUCAGAACUCACUGAGUGACUUAGGGAUGACGGGUAAAAGUUUGUCUCAUCUGAGACACCUAAUUCUCUUAGACAUUAGCCAAAAUAAUUUUGGUGAUAUUCCAGAUGUGUGUGAAUGGCCAAAGACCCUGAAAUAUUUAAACCUCUCCCGAACUCAAAUUCCUAAGGUAACGACUUGCAUUCCCCCAACGCUGGAAGUAUUGGAUGUUAGCGUGAACAACCUGAAGGAGUUUGGGCUGAGACUGCCAUUUCUGAAAGAGCUGUACCUCACCAGAAACCAGCUGAAGACCUUGCCUGAUGCAGCACCCGUCCCUAACUUAGUGGCCAUGUCGGUCAGAGGAAACAAGCUCAACAGUUUCUCCAAGGCGGAGCUCGAGUCCUUCGAGCACAUGGAGCUGCUGGACGCCGGCGACAACAACUUCAUCUGCUCCUGUGAGUUCCUCUCCUUCAUCCACCACCAGGCAGGACUAGCGCAAGUGCUGGUGGGGUGGCCGGAGAGCUACGUGUGUGACUCUCCCCUGGCAGUGAGAGGGGCUCAGGUUGGAGCCGUGCACCUCUCGCUGAUGGAGUGCCACCAGUCCCUCAUGGUGUCGUUGAUCUGCACCCUGGUGUUCCUGGCCAUCCUCUCCCUCGUGGCUGUCGGCUACAAGUACCACGCGGUCUGGUACCUGAGAAUGACCUGGGCAUGGCUGCGAGCCAAGCGGAAGCCCAGGCGAGCUCCCCCAGAGGACCUCUGCUAUGAUGCUUUUGUCUCCUACAGCGAGAAUGACUCGGACUGGGUGGAAAACAUCAUGGUGCGGGAGCUGGAGCAGGCCUGUCCCCCCUUUCGGCUCUGCCUUCACAAGCGGGACUUUGUGCCCGGGAAGUGGAUUGUGGACAACAUCAUUGACUCCAUCGAGAAGAGCCACAAAACGCUCUUUGUGCUGUCCGAGCACUUUGUGCAGAGCGAGUGGUGCAAAUAUGAGCUGGACUUCUCGCACUUCCGCCUCUUUGAUGAGAACAACGACGCAGCGAUUCUCAUCCUUCUGGAGCCCAUCCAGAGUCAAGCGAUUCCCAAGAGGUUCUGCAAGCUGCGGAAGAUCAUGAACACCAAGACCUACCUGGAGUGGCCUCUUGAAGAAGAGCAACAGGCGAUGUUUUGGUUUAAUUUGAAAAUAGCUCUAAAAUCCUAGAGAGGGACAUUAAGGAAUACUUAGAUACCAAGUAUACUUUGGAUUUGUUUCCUGUUUCAUCUUAUCACCUAUCUGUA
Pezoporus flaviventris is the source of this 2758-nucleotide messenger RNA. It is a transcript of the gene TLR2, whose product is annotated as toll like receptor 2. The coding region runs from base 243 to 2681 and encodes 812 amino acids. Gene Ontology annotation, biological process: toll-like receptor signaling pathway; inflammatory response; immune response. The record is from RefSeq and is a predicted model, not a curated record. Gene Ontology annotation, cellular component: membrane. The transcript has 3 exons. Gene Ontology annotation, molecular function: protein binding; triacyl lipopeptide binding; transmembrane signaling receptor activity. NCBI's taxonomy places the organism in Eukaryota, Metazoa, Chordata, Aves, Psittaciformes, Psittacidae.